Messenger RNA from Armigeres subalbatus, 1780 nucleotides. RefSeq names its product ranBP-type and C3HC4-type zinc finger-containing protein 1-like. The record is from RefSeq and is a predicted model, not a curated record. Gene Ontology annotation, biological process: protein linear polyubiquitination; proteasome-mediated ubiquitin-dependent protein catabolic process. Gene Ontology annotation, molecular function: ubiquitin binding; metal ion binding; ubiquitin-protein transferase activity. The transcript has 2 exons. The coding region runs from base 161 to 1240 and encodes 359 amino acids. Gene Ontology annotation, cellular component: ubiquitin ligase complex. Lineage: Eukaryota; Metazoa; Arthropoda; Insecta; Diptera; Culicidae.
UCGAUCCAUUCGGAUGUGCAGAACGUAUGUUUGAGAUAUUAAAAUAACAUUCAUAAAAUUGUUGAAGACACUGCAUUGGAAAACCACUAGGGCAAGUCGGUGUUACGUGAAACCCGGAAGCCUUCGGCAUUUGAGACAGACACAAAAUAUUAGCAUAAAAAUGAGCUGCCAGGAAAACGAGGAGGAAGCGGAAAUCAUCGAAUCGCUUAACAACGGUAUUGAUUUCAUUGAAGAACCAUUCGAAUGUAGCACUUGCUUCAUUCUAACAGGACCAACUGGAGUAUUCCUGCUUGAUUGCGCACACUGUUUCUGCAUCAAUUGUGUAACGGAUCUAUUUAUCGGCACGGAUGAUGAGAUCAUUACCUGUCCCAGUCAGGUGAACAAUGCAACAUGCAAUACAACAGUAUUUCGUACGGAUGUUGAAAAUCUCCUCGGCGAAGAAAUUUACAAUGCUUAUAGAGAAUCGAAGCGUUCAGAAGACCACAUGCAAGCAAUGAUUGAUCAUUUGAAGUUGAUGGAAUUGAGUGAUGCCAAUAUAGUGCCAAAUAACGAACCGUUCGAGUGUCCCGUUUGCAUCACCGACAUUGCGAAGGAUCAAGGCGUUCUUCUACGUGACUGUUUCCAUUCCUUCUGCCGCGAAUGCCUCAGCCGAACUGUUAUACAUGCCGAAAGUGUGAUCGUGCGCUGUCCUGCCAUGGUAAACAAUGAAAGCUGUGAAACUAUAAUCCGUGAUCCUGAAAUUAAAUGCUUACUGAGCGAGGUGGAUUAUGAAGCUUAUCUGAGCCGAUCGCUGAGGACAGCUGAAGCCAGUAAUAUCAAAUCUGUUCAUUGUAAGACGCCGGAUUGCAUUUUCUGGUGUGAACUAAUGGAUAACGCUACGUCAUUUGACUGCCCUGUUUGUAGAAAGGUCAAUUGUGUAAAAUGCAAGGUGAUACACGACGGAAUAACUUGCAAAGACUACAGGAACAAGCUUGUACAGGACAAAGCUAACAGUAUUUCGGAAGAGGAGUUGGAAAAACAGCGGGCCGCCGGUACUGUUAUGCGUUGCCCAAAGUGCAGCGUUUGGGUUACGAAAACAGCAGGAUGUGACUUCAUGCGGUGUAGCAUAUGCAAAACCGCUAUAUGCUGGGCAACACGAGGACCCCGUUGGGGACCAGCCGGAGAUGGCGAUAACAGUGGAGGCUGUGGCUGCCAAAUCAGUAAAAGGUGCACUCCUACGUGCGGGGGAUGUCAUUUUUAAUUGAUUUACUAACGACCUCCAGGGAUCGCAAAUCGCUGGAGAUGACAAGGUUGAUCCUUGGUCAGUUUUUUGACGCUAUUUGGAGAAUGUUUAAAGUGCAUACCCUAAUAAUGCCAGAAAUAGUGAUGAUACCGGUCCCAAGCAUGUAUGCUUGUUCAAAAGGACGUGAAUCGUGAAUGUUUAUACUUUGUUAUGCCUGUAAAUUAAAGUACAACUCAUGAUUUCGCGAGAAUUUUGUAUACGUUGUUGUCGUGCGUCUUAUCGUUGGGCUAUUCAUGGGAAAGCCAUCAUACUAAUAUGAUAUUCUAAAAAUGUUGAGCGUUUGUAUUUAAAUCGAUAUAACUUAAUCUCAGUAGUAGUUUUUUGUACCAUAAUGAUAAUGCUGUCAAGUUAGUACAAUUGUUAUUCGAAUCAACUAACAAUUCAAAUCAGUACAAGUGAAGAAGUUUUUAGAUACACACCGAGGCGCUGCAGGUUCGCCAUACUACAGCUUCUGAAAAAAGUUCUGGGCUAUUUAUACAAAUGAAUGCCAAUGAAAUU